AUGAACGAGUCGAAUGUCGACGUUUCGCGCAACCGUCGUGGAUCGCUGGCCUCACAGAUGAAGGAAAUGAAUAUCAAUGACGCUUUUGAGCGGAACAUCAAGCAUAAUAGUCCGCAGGUGAGUAUGUGUCGCUCCAUAUUGUGCAAGCCUAUGAGGAAGCGAACUCUCGAGGACAUUUACGUGCUCAAGACUUUGCUUGCCUCGUCUAAACUACUUAGAUUUUUCGCCAAUUUGGACGCAUUUAAGCUAGAUCGACUAUAUCAGUCGCUUGAAUUUAUUGCGUAUGCUGAAAAGGGAACUUUUGUUUUUCACGAGGGCGAUGAUGGAGAUAACUUUUUUCUUGUCUUUUCUGGCCAAGUGGAAGUGAUGAAAAAGGAUAUGGUCAAUUCAGCACAACUGAAUCAUCUUGCUUACAUGAUUCCGGGAGAUACCUUUGGAGAGAAAGCAUUAAUGUCCACAACUGAUGUACGCACUGCAUCUGUAAUUACAUCAAGCGAAUCUACAGAACUUGUUGUGAUCAAUCGUGAGGUGUUCAGCGAUCUACUUAAAGAGUCACAUAAUUCGAGUAUUCCGCAUACGCUCGAGGUAGCCAAGAGAUUUCGCAGUAAUAAAGAUCUUGUACGAAACAUAUUUAUGAGAAGCGCUGCACAGCGAUCCGACAAAGAAUUGAAAAUUGCGGUCGAGUACUUGAACAGCGUCAAAUUUUUCUCGCGAUUUUCUUUUGAAGUCCGAAAGCAGCUUUGCAAGGUCUUGCAUCUCAUUAGUGCUGUCACAAACACCGUAAUAUUUUCUGAAGGUCAAGUAGGGCGACAUUUUUAUAUUAUCUUCACCGGUUGUACGGACGUAUCUGUGCAUACAAAAAAUCGUUUUGAUGAAACGAAAGAGAUAGUUGUCUCAAGGCUUGGAGAAGGUGAUUACUUUGGCGAGCUGGCGCUCUCCCAGGUUGAUGGUAUCCGCCGUGCCACAGUAGUGUGCACUGAGUUUUGUGAGCUGCUUAUCCUAGGCCGUGACGAUUACGAGCCCUUAAUUCAAAAGUACCAAAACGAAUAUCAUGCACAAUACGCACAAAUGCUUAAAAGAAACCCAUACUUUAGAGGUUCCGAGUGGGAUGACAUUACCAUUGAGGGCAUGUGCUCGGUCAUGACUGAAAAAUAUAUUCCGUGUAAUGGUGAAAUUUGUAAGCAGGGAUCACGUGCUAGUGAGCUAUUCAUUGUUAGAAGAGGAGAAUGCAGACUCAUUCAUGAAGGAAAAAACCCUGUUACAAAUGCCCGACAAAUCUAUGAGCUAGGUAGAUUUGGUCCUAAUUCUGUUCUCGGCUGCGCGGAGGCGUCAGCCGGAAAAUUUAAUGACAUUUUCGUUCGUCUUGGCUUUCAACCAUCGCAGCGCGAACGUGUCGUAGGACACUCAGUCUAG
Molecule: messenger RNA, 1413 nt
Organism: Plasmopara halstedii
Lineage: Eukaryota; Oomycota; Peronosporomycetes; Peronosporales; Peronosporaceae
Exons: 10
Coding region: 1-1413 (470 amino acids)
Source: RefSeq, a predicted model, not a curated record